Symbiodinium pilosum is the source of this 2628-nucleotide messenger RNA. Lineage: Eukaryota; Dinophyceae; Suessiales; Symbiodiniaceae. The record is from the annotation of a GenBank genome assembly.
AUGGCUGCGGAUGGCACCGUGACGCAAGUGGAGGAGCUCGAGACUGGCAGCUAUGUCAAAGUGCUUGAUGGUGCCUCGGUGAGCUUCGGGCAGGUUCUCUAUCAAAAGCCGGUCAUGUCUUCGCAAAGCUCCGACGAGGAGGCUGUCGAAACUUUGGACAAGCCCAUCAAUUCUGAUCAGGAUGGUGAGGUUGUCUUACAAGAGGCUGAUGCGCAGAACAAUUGUAUUGAGCAAGGAGGCAUGCUGGUCUGGGUGUUGCAGGGCACUUCUCUCGACUUUCAGCACGAAGGUUCCACUUUGGCGGUGAAAGAGGGAGAUGCUGUUGAAGUUGGUCAAGCACUUGCACAAGAAUGGGCCGCGACACAACAUGAUGGAGUUCCACGUUUUCAGGAGCCGCCUCGAUCGGUGAUUGCUGAGGCCUUCUCUUUGCGCACAGACUUUGAUUUCUUCGAGCUUGCGGCAGCUCGGACAACGGAGUACAUCACAGAACCGCAGAUGCCAUCCUCGUUGCAUGAGGACUGCCUGUGCUUCAUGUGCAUUUUGGACAACUGUCGUCCUGGAGUCUCGCGCGCUUUGACGGCUGCAGAUGAGAUCCGCAGAGCAAGCCCUGCAGCUCCCAAGUCGUCAAACGUGUUCACCCAGGUUUGGCAGGAUGAGCAGGAUGCUGCACGGCGAAAGCUGCGAGUCAUGUGUAACCCGCCAUCCCUGCAAUCAGGGGCCGCCAUCUUCCCAACUGCCUGCAAUAUCACCGCAGAGUGUGUGACGCCGGGUGGUGGCCUGUGCCUUCAUGUGCCACGGGAAGGUGGCAUGGCUAUCCUCUGGUCACCUGAAGAGAGUAUCCGGCUUUUGAACGAAGAGCAGCGGAAGGUCUGUAAGGAAAAGAGCCCUAUCAAGCUGGGAAGGCAGUUGCUAUUCAAACGGACUUCCUUGUCUUCUACAGCUACUGUGCAGCGAGAAGAGGACGGCGUAUUGGUUUGCCGCUGCAAGGAUCGGGUGUACUAUUCCAGAGACCUUGAAAAGCUGGACCUAUCAGCAGAUGCUUCUUGGGAGUGUGCCAUCAAGCCUGGCGAGAUUCUCUUGGCUCCAAGCAAGCAUUUCACUGAGGGCAUUUGGUGGGAUGCAGCGGAGGGCUCACAGGACGGAAACGGAGUAUAUUUCUACAUGAGAGCAGUGCCCCCCGAUCAUCCGGUCAUACCAGGGCUGCCUAUGACCAAGAUGGCCUCAAACUGGACGAUUGCUCAGAUUCUGGACGACCCUCGUGGUUCUGAUCUUGUGAGGCUUCUGCUGCGUCGUACAAGAUUGUUCGACCUGCCAGCAGCUGAUCAUCGGCUGCCGUCUGAGACAGAUUGUGGAGUCCGCCGUGCCGUUGGUUUUGGCGCACGAAGUGUCUGCCAGUGUCGGCAUUGCAUCAGUGCUGUGCCGGACCAACUUGCCGAGGAGGCUCCCUGCCCACCGGCGGUCUCCCUGCAUGGAGAGACGCUGGAUGUUGCCCGCGAGUGGGGUCCAAGCAGCCUUUGCGUCAUUCAGCACUCUCCACUGGGUGACGCAAGAGCAGCUGCAGCAAACAGUUCUUGGCAAGAGGCCGAGCCACGAUACAUCACUUGUGGUGCUUCAGACGGCGUCAUCGCUCGUCGGAUGGUGCCAUCCAAAUCCAGUGGCAUUGUAUGCAAAGCCGAGCUUCGAGAUGAAAGCGAGGAAGGGCCCAGCAGGCUGACAGCGGUGGUUCUGAGUGACAAGGAUGUGUUAAGGGUGCCCUGUCAGGCGAAACCGUUGAUUCACUUGGGAGACCUAGUUCGACAGCAUGAUUGGCUUAGCUCUGAAGAUGUUUCUCCUGCAGCUGGACAAGUUGUGUCCGUGCAAGUUGACGAAGAUGGUCACGCAACAGUUCUGCUGCGCCGGGCCAGUUCUUACCUGGUCACUCAGAAGGGCUCGGUAAUGGUGCGUGACGGGAGUGUGGUCCGCAUUGGAGACUGCCUGGCCACGGAACCAUUGGCAGUACCGCGGACAUCGGAUAUUGUUCAAGGCCUUCCGCGCAUUGAAAGGCUUUUCGAGGCUGCCAACAAGCAACUUGAAGCUCGGCUAGACAAGAUCUUCGAGGAGGAGGCCAUAAAUCGGAGCAGCCUCGAUGCUGCGUACGCAGCCCGCCGAAGGUUUGAGCAGGAGCUUUUGGCCGACAUUCAGUCCGCCUAUGGCGAACAGGGUGUUGACAUCAGUAGCAAGCACAUUGAGGUGGUCGUACGCAGAAUGACAGAGAAGUGCAGGAUUGAAGAGGGCAUCAGCGGACUGCCGCCUGGCACUUUGAUGAAUUAUGUUGAGCUGGAAGGGCUUUGCGCACUCCAGCCCAGCGGAGAGGUGAGGGUGAGGCCUGUCGUUCGUGGGGUGACGGAGAUCGGCAGGGAUGGCAGCCACAUGCUUGUGGCAAUGGGAUUCCGAGAAGUGGACAAUGUCGUUGCCAAUGAAGUCUGCAGUGGUGCAGGCCGCUUCGGCAUGGAGGGUGUGAAGGAGAACCUCAUGAUUGGGAAGGCGGUUAGCGUUGGAAGCAAGACGACUUCCUCAGCAGAUACCAUGGAUUGUGAGAUUGAUUUGGAUGGAAUUCCUGCAUGGGCUGAAGAAGCAUCAUACAGAUGA